GGGCCAGAGCGUCGGGUCUCGAGGCGUCAUUUUAAUCGAAAGAAUGAAACGCCGGACGGAGAAUCACAUUUUCGACUUUUCGUUCUUUCACUUCGACCGGACUCGGCCACGAGCAAGCGGUCGUUGAAGCCUUUUCUGGCAUCCUUUCGCGGCGCAACUUACUCUGACAAUGAUACGCACAAUGCAAUAAAUCGGAACCGCGCUUUUACGCACCUAAGAUUCAGAGGAUUUUCGUCCAAAUUCUUAGGAGAUUAGAUAUCUUAAAGGUCGUUCCAAAGGAGGUCACGAGAAACUGGUGUAAUCGGAGUAUGUACCAAAUUUUAUGGACAGCGCCUCUUUCGAAUUUAACCAUGCCGCCGAAGCAAAGGAAAAUCGCUAUUAUGGGUUAUAGGUCCGUGGGAAAGUCGUCUCUCAGCAUACAGUUUGUCGAAGGACAGUUUGUUGACUCUUAUGAUCCAACGAUCGAAAACACUUUCACAAAAAGUACCCGGGUUCACAGCCAAGACUACGAGGUUAAGUUAGUCGACACGGCAGGUCAGGAUGAGUAUAGUAUAUUUCCCACGCAGUACUCGAUGGACAUUCACGGAUAUGUAUUGGUAUACAGUAUAACUAGUGCGAAGAGUUUUGAAGUUGUACAAAUAAUUUAUGACAAGCUAUUGGACAUUACAGGCAAAGUUCACGUACCAAUUGUAUUAGUAGGGAAUAAAACUGAUCUCUACGUAGAUCGGAUGAUUUCCACGGAACAAGGUAAACGUCUCGCGGACUCUUGGCAUGCAGCUUUUCUGGAAACUAGUGCAAAACAGAACGAGUCCGUUGCCGAUAUAUUCCACACGUUAUUAAUCGAGAUUGAGAAGGCGGAUGGCAACGUUCACGAGAAGCCAAAUUGCAUCGUCUCUUGAGUUCGAUUAGCUAGGGUCUUGGAACGAUGCAACUAACGUUAUCACAAUUUUGGCACAUGUAAAUGAGUCGAAGAAGGAAAACCUUAAUUUAGUUCGGCAAUAUUACAAGCACCGAGAGGAACGCCUGACGCCCUGGUCGCAACGGUUCUACGGUCGCUUAAUUUCAAAAUUGGAUCGAGGGGAAGCAAGACCAGUAAAUUUUGAAUAGUCUCAAUUAUUGUUCACCGGCUUGGUGUUUGUAAUGUACUCGCCAUUACGUAUUAUUGGAUACAGGAACGUGUAAAAGAAAAAAAAAGAAAGCAUCGACCGCGAUCUCUCUUCGAGCCGACAAGUGCGUUCAAUGGGAUACAUACCGGAGAGCAUAGGUCAGCAUGGUACUCGUAAUUGCAAUAUCUAGUGAAUACCCUGCAUCUUUCCCUGCGACAUGGAGCUCAAGAUCGUCGUUAGUGGACUCCUGCAUCGGACGUUACGUACCUGGACAUUGUGUCGAUAAACGAUUUUUUUUCUCGUGGGUGCAGAUGUAUCGAGUACACCGAUGCGAGUUUCAAUUCGUCGGUGAGCUGUCAAAGAUCACGUGUUCCUGACACAUCGGUCUCAUUUCGUUCUCUUUACUUUAUAUUAAGGCUAUAGGAUUACGGCACACCUAGUGCCGUACCUCCGGGAACUCGUUGACGAUGCGAUGCUCCGAAUGAGCUUCUGUCCGCCGAGAAUUCGAUUUUUGACAUUUUUUUAACAAGCGGAAGUUACGAUAUCUACCAUCAUAGGUACAUACGCGAGAACGAUGCAUUUGAGAGAAUAGUUCGCUCUAGGCGGGCAUCGCAUCGUUCGAGUUCUCGACGUACCGUAGGUUUACGUGCUAAAGAUGUAUACCACCCUCGAAAGAGAGAAGACAUGUAAAUACAAAGAGAGCCUGACGUCGUACGACGCGAGGUAUGUAAUAACCGUAAAAUAAAAAUGGAAACGAAA
Molecule: messenger RNA, 1865 nt
Organism: Orussus abietinus
Lineage: Eukaryota; Metazoa; Arthropoda; Insecta; Hymenoptera; Orussidae
Gene: Rheb
Product: GTP-binding protein Rheb homolog
Exons: 6
Coding region: 309-899 (196 amino acids)
Biological process (GO): small GTPase-mediated signal transduction
Cellular component (GO): plasma membrane
Molecular function (GO): GDP binding; GTPase activity; GTP binding
Source: RefSeq, a predicted model, not a curated record